Messenger RNA from Oncorhynchus mykiss (rainbow trout), 1570 nucleotides. RefSeq names its product nerve growth factor a (beta polypeptide) (gene ngfa). The record is from RefSeq and is a predicted model, not a curated record. Gene Ontology annotation, biological process: modulation of chemical synaptic transmission; neuron projection morphogenesis; positive regulation of peptidyl-serine phosphorylation. Gene Ontology annotation, cellular component: dendrite; axon; synaptic vesicle. Gene Ontology annotation, molecular function: nerve growth factor receptor binding; growth factor activity. NCBI's taxonomy places the organism in Eukaryota, Metazoa, Chordata, Actinopteri, Salmoniformes, Salmonidae.
CAACACACACAGUGGAUGGAUCAGGAGCUGCGUCUAAGGCUUUAAAAGAGGAUGCCAGAUUGGGAGUUUGGGAUAAUUCUGACAGGGAGCAGAGCAGAGCAAUAGGUGGACUAUAUUUCCCCCUUUCACUGGGAUCUGUCUCUCACUGGGGGGAGGAGAGAGGAAGAGAGGGACAGACGGAAAGCAUAGACGGAGGACGUGUGCCCAUGAGGUCGUUGCUGUUGGUGCUUCUGCUGAUUGGCGUCCAGGCUGUACUGAACAUGGGAGGUGUCCUGGGCCCGGUGGCAGCCAACCACAGCGCAGAACACCACACAGUAGCCAAUGGCAGAGCAAAACAGCAGCGGGCGGCCCGACUCUCAGUGUCACCUCAGCAGGAGCAGCAGACUCAGCAGAGACCCAGCCGGACCAGACAGGCCCACAGGCCAGCCUCUCUACCCCAGGGCUGGAUCUCUUCCCUGGGCCACUCUGAGACAGGCUCCCCCUCUACCUCCUCCAUCCCAGAGGUGGACACCAAACUGUUCAGCAAGCGGCUCUACCACUCCUCACCGCGCGUCGUCUUCAGUGACGUACCCCCCUCUCACCACGGCCUGGGGGGGGAGACGGGGGAAGAGGAGGGAGAGGAGGAAGUGGGGAGGGUGAUGGGUGGGGGAGUGAGGGUGAGGCGGAAGGCAGGGGGGCAGCCCAUGCACAGGGGGGAGUACUCCGUGUGCGACAGCAUCAGCGUGUGGUUGGGGAACCUGACCAAGGCCACAGACAUCGCCGGCAACGAGGUGGAGGUUCUGCCAGAGGUGAAGAUAGACAACGUCCGCAAGAGACAGUUCUUCUACGAGACCACCUGCCGUGUGGCCACACCCCCGGGGGGCGGAGCUGGGGUUGGGGGAGGAGUUAUGGGAGGCGGGCCCAAGGCGGGGGCCAAAUCAGGGUGCCGCGGCAUCGACAGCCGUCACUGGAACUCGUACUGCACCAACACGCACACGUACGUGCUCGCGCUCACCAAGUCCAAGGAGCAGAUGGCGUGGAGGCUGAUACGCAUCAACGCAGCGUGUGUGUGUGUCCUCAGCCGCAAGUCCUGGAGGCACUGACCUUUAACCCCUGGGACUAUGGACCCUGAACCACACACCAUCAUCACUGACCUUUAACCCCUGGGAAUAUGGACCAUGAACCCCGAACCACACACAGGACACACACCAUCAAUACUGACCUUUAACCCCUGGGAAUAUGGACCAUGAACCCUGAACCACACACCAUCAUCACUGACCUUUAACCCCUGGGACUAUGGACCCUGAACCACACACAGUACACACAUCAUCAUCGGCCGUCACUAGGGGUCGAGUAUGAUUGCCCUCCUGGUGGGUCUCACACACACACUCUUGAAUCACCCCCCCCCCUACCUCAGUCAGUGUCCUGGUUCUUCUAAGUUAUGAGGACUGUAAGUCAUAUUUAUAUUUUAAACAGUCUAUUAUGAAUAUAUAUAUAUAUAUAUAUAUAUUAUAUAAGUGUGUAUAUAUACACGCAUCAUGAAAUCAAGCUUUCAUUGUUGUGUUGUUGUUGUUGUUGUUGUUAUUUAUUA